Gastrolobium bilobum is the source of this 1552-nucleotide messenger RNA. RefSeq names its product outer envelope protein 39, chloroplastic. The record is from RefSeq and is a predicted model, not a curated record. Bases 140 to 1219 code for a protein of 359 amino acids. Lineage: Eukaryota; Viridiplantae; Streptophyta; Magnoliopsida; Fabales; Fabaceae. Gene Ontology annotation, biological process: embryo development ending in seed dormancy; chloroplast organization. The transcript is spliced from 11 exons. Gene Ontology annotation, cellular component: outer membrane.
UGGAAAACAAAAACGCAGGACUGUCUGUGUCUCCAGUGCACGAAUACCAUACUAUACAAUCUUUUAAACAUUGGUGCCUCUUAUGUUGGUUUCAAUUUUGUGUUUCUCAUAAUUUAAUGGUUGAUGCAUAUUUAAUGGGAUGGGAGCUCAGAAGAGCAUCCAUGCUGGCAAAGCAAAGAUUGACGUUAAUGUUGAUUUUACUCACAAGCUAUGCGCUUCUAUGAUGUUCCCUACCCUCAGAAGUUCUGGCAGUCCUCUUUCACUGGUGAUUGGGAGUAUUUGCAUCAAACAUCCAAACUUAUUUGGUGGAAGUGAGAAGCUCGAUCUUUCAUGGGACAAGGGUCUGUAUGAUUCAAAUGUCCUAGUCGCCUAUAGAAGGCCACUUCCAGAAUGGCUUGCUCAGCAGUCUUUUGUAUUGCAGCAUUCUCUUUCACCUGAGAUUGGAGUCCAUGGUAUCCCUGUAAACAAUUUCUCCCGCUCAGGAAGUGGAGGUGUAAAUUUAUCUCGAUUAUCAGUGGGGCUGGACCUGAAGGAACCUGCGAGUUCAAAAUGGAGCAGCACAACCAGCAUAAAGUUUGAGCAUGUUCGCCCAUUGAACAAUGAUGGUCGCUCUAUAAGUAGAGAUUAUGAUGGCUUUCCUUUGACUUGCAGUGGCAAUCCACAUGACAGUAUGGUGGUGUUAAAGCAAGAGUCUCGAUUUGCAAAGGCCAAUGAUCGUAGCUUUUUUCAUUUUAAUCUUCAAAUAGAACAAGGUAUUCCAGUUCUUUCUAAGUGGAUAAUCUUCAAUCGAUUUAAAUUUGUUGCUUCUAAAGGAAUCAAACUGGGACCAGCAUUGCUCUUGACAAGACUUACUGGUGGUUCAAUUGUCGGGGACAUGGCUCCUUACCAAGCAUUUGCCAUCGGAGGGCUUGGGAGCGUGCGAGGGUAUGGUGAAGGAGCAGUUGGAUCUGGGCGAUCAUGUCUGGUGGCUAAUAGCGAACUGACAAUCCCUUUGAAUAAGAUGUUGGAAGGUGCCAUUUUCUUGGAUUGCGGAACAGACUUGCGGUCUGGUCAUCUUGUACCUGGAAAUCCAGCCUUAAGGCAGGGUAAACCAGGAUCUGGUGUUGGAUUGGGAUAUGGACUUCGAUUUAAAUCACAGUUUGGUCAUUUUCAAGUUGAUUAUGCUAUUAAUGCAUUUCAGCAGAAAACUCUCUAUUUUGGCCUCAGCAACUUUUCAUGAGAUCCCUUGACCAAUGAGGUUGCAGAACUCUAGUGCAUUCCUUAGUCCAUGGAAAAGAUGGAAUGGUGAAGCUACAAAAGCUGCAAUAUUUUGUCAUCAAUUCACAGCCCCAUCAAUUUUAUGAACUGCAUUCUCUCUAUUUCUAACUCCGCAGUAUAUUUUGCAUGUGGAGAGAGAAAUAGUUACUAUAUUAGUAUAUUCUUUUCUUACAAUUCAUGGUAGUUGGAAAUUUUCUUGGCAUUUAUUUUUGAUUAAUGAAUGCUUAUUGUAAAUUGCUUUCAACCGAAAGGAGAUAGAAUUGUGUUCUUACACGUGAAUGAAAGCACACAGAGA